Molecule: messenger RNA, 861 nt
Organism: Lodderomyces theae
Lineage: Eukaryota; Fungi; Ascomycota; Pichiomycetes; Serinales; Debaryomycetaceae
Gene: EAF6
Product: Eaf6p
Exons: 1
Coding region: 1-861 (286 amino acids)
Cellular component (GO): NuA4 histone acetyltransferase complex
Source: RefSeq, a predicted model, not a curated record
AUGGCCAUGGCAAACGAAGACACUAAAGAAGUAAAAAGCUUGCUGCAAAAUCAAGAUGCAACAAAAGAUAAACUCGCAGAUACGCUGAAAGCACAAUCGCUGCCGAGCAAAGGGGCAACAUCUGAUCAAUCAAAAUCCCCACAAAAGAAUAACAACAAGAACGAUAACAACACACCCAGCAGUCAAUCAAAAGCAGCCACUCCAUCGUCAGGGUCAUCAUCUUCAUCCACAAGAGGCUCCAAAGGUGUUGCCAGUAUAGACAAAUACAAUGAGCUAAAAAAGAAGCUUACUCAGCAAAUUCUCAAAAAACAAGAACUCACCAACAAGUUAUCCAAAUUGGAAGACACCAUAUAUCAAAAGGAAUCCAGCUAUUUUGAAGAGAGCUACUCGGGCAACAUAGUGAAAGGGUUUGAAAAUUUUUCCAAGUCAAGUGGUGGUGGUGCAGGUGCAUCAGGAGGAGGUGCAGGCUCAGGCGCAUCGGGAUUCAAAAGAAGAAUAGUGUACACAGAAGAUGAUCAUAUAUUCAGUCUAAGCUCAAUUUCUUUUGUGAAGAAUAUGGUGAAAAGACAUGGGGCUGGGUACGUUAAUGGCUCCUUGAGUAAUGGUCCCGCCACCUCUAUUAUCAACUCAAAAGAUGAAUUAGAUGAUUAUGAAGAUUCAGUCGAUCCAACCACUGCCAAUUUGGGAGUCAAACUGAGCAGUCAAGCUACUGCAACUACUGCCAGUCCUGCUGCUGCUGCUGCUGCUGCUGCUGCUACUGUUACUGCCGCUGCCACUGUUUCUGCAGACGGCGCCAAGAGUGAGACAAGUCGAUCAAGUACACCUUCGCGGAAGAGAAAAGCAAGAACUAUAGAGGACUAA